AUGCAGAUCGCUACCGCAUUCACUGUGCUCGCUUCGUUCGUUGGCCUCUCGCAGGCUUUCGAGAUCAACUUUCCCAACAACAACGGUGGAUACUGGGUGACCAACUACACCAACACCUUGAACUGGAAAGCCAACUCGUCGGAUCCCAGCUACUUUUCGGUGCAGCUUCUGAAUGCCAACAACAGCCAGCUCAACGGUAACUUCCAAAUCGGCAAUGCUCUCUUGACUGCCAACGGUACAUCGCAGAUCUUCAUCGACCGCAUCCCCAGCGGCACGUACACUUUGCUGCUUGUCAACAGCAGCAACUACGAGCUCGAUCACACGCAAGUGUACUACACUUCCAACUCAUUCGAGAUAAAGCCCAACGGCACUCAGCCUGCGGAGGUGACGGCCAACACCAACGCCGACCCCAGCAGCUCGUCGACCACGGCGGCGACCGGAUCGGCCAGCGCGACGCUCUCCAGCGCCUCGAGCACCGGCACCAGCGGCAGCAACGGCAAGAACAACAGCGCCUCGGGGUUGACCAAGGGCAGCACCGCCGCUGUUGUUGGAACCGUGGCUUCGGUUGUGUUUGGCCUUGGUGUGGGUCUGCUUGCCUAA
Messenger RNA from Sporisorium graminicola, 600 nucleotides. RefSeq lists its product as uncharacterized. The transcript is spliced from 3 exons. Lineage: Eukaryota; Fungi; Basidiomycota; Ustilaginomycetes; Ustilaginales; Ustilaginaceae. The record is from RefSeq and is a predicted model, not a curated record. Bases 1 to 600 code for a protein of 199 amino acids.